AUGGCCAGUCUUCAAGUGGAGGGGUCAAUGUUGGAGACGAGUUGUGGAAGUCCACAUUACGCGUGUCCGGAAGUCAUUCGGGUAAGAGCCGUAGCACUAAAUGUAGACUUGAAGAUUUUCAAGAAAAAUUGAGCAUUUCUGAGCAUUCUUGUUGUCAAUUGAGCUUGUCCAAUUUGAAAUACUACCUCAAUCUGAAAUUACAGGGUGAAAAGUAUGAUGGUCGGAAAGCGGACGUGUGGAGUUGUGGAGUUAUCCUGUACGCCUUGCUAGUUGGUGCCCUGCCUUUUGACGACGACAAUCUGCGGAACCUUCUCGAAAAAGUCAAGCGUGGAGUCUUCCACAUUCCACACUUUGUACCAGCCGAUGUGCAAAGUUUGUUGCGUGCGAUGAUUGAAGUGGACCCGGGAAAGCGGUACUCGUUGGCUGAUGUAUUCAAGCAUCCAUGGGUGUCCGGCGCGACAAAGACUGAUCCAGAGCUAGAACUUCCAAUGUCCCAGGUGGUACAGACUCAUAUCAUUCCUGGAGAAGAUUCGAUUGACCCGGAUGUCCUACGUCAUAUGAACUGUUUGGGAUGCUUUAAGGAUAAGCAGAAAUUGGUUGCUGAACUGCUCUCACCUAGGUAAGCUUGAACAAAGCCACAUUCACAGAAUUAUUUUCAGGCACAACACGGAGAAAAUGGUGUAUUUUUUGUUGCUCGAUAGAAAACGCCGACGACCAGCGCAGGAGGACGACACUGAAAUUGUUCUCCGCGGCGCUGCACAAAACAACGACCCUCCAAAAAAGCGGACGGAUACGGCGAGGACCACUAGAUAUCCGAUGGGAAGUAUCGCGGAUGGAAGUCCGAUCAACCCGAGGAAAACAUAUGGAAGGAAUAGCAAAUCAGCAAGACAUUCCAGUUUGGGCGGAUCACCCACGGAGUCGCCUAGAAGUUCGACAAGAGAUUUGUUCAGUUCACCGUCUAGUGGAUCUUAUUCGGCAAGAACAGGAGAAGAUCGGGAGAGAGGAAGGUCCGCUUCUCGGUCAACUAACAGUUAUCACUAUUACACUCAACCUGUGGACCCACAAACACUUGCGGAGGCGGCCAGACAUGUCCGGGAAGCGAGGGAGCAGGAGAGACGGGAAAGUAGGGAUAGUGGAAGAGGAUCUUCACGGAAAGAAAGCAAGGAUAGAGGUGACAAGACCGCGAGUAGUUCCAGCAGUAGCAGCAAGAAUGAUACGACUUCGGCGUCCGCUGUUCCGCACAAGUACAGCCCGCCAUCUGCCAUGUCGGAAAGUGUUGUGGUUCCAAGCAGCGCCAUCAAUUCCACGACUUCCUCUACAAACAGUCUGAUUGCUGGUAACAGUCAGACAAGCAUCGGAUCCACGAGUGGACCAUGGAGAUCCAAGCUGAACAACAUCAAGAACUCGUUCUUGGGCACUCCGCGAUUCCACCGACGGAAAAUGUCAAAUGGAGCGGCAGAGAGUGACAGUGAGGACAACCAGAUGAUUGAUACGACAGAGUAAGGACAUUUCUUAAAAUAGAAUCACAGAAAUCUGUUAUUUUUCUCUUUUUUGCAGCUUGGUCAAGAAAUCGUGGUUCGGAUCUUUGGCGUCCAGUAUGAGCGUGGAAAGGGACGACACGCAUUGUGUGCCAGUUCAGGGGAAAACGCUGAAUGGCAUCAAGGCAGAGCUGAUCAGAGCUUUCCUACAGGUUUUUUUCAAUAGGGAGCUAUUUGUUCUGAAAAAAACCGUUUUUCUUUAGAUUCACGAACUCAGCCACUCGGUUGUUGGUCAGAAUUGCUUCAGAGUAGAGUACAAACGUGGUCCAACCGUUGGUGGUAGCGUAUUCAGUCGCGGAAUCAAGAUGAAUGUAAGCACAAAAUAAUUGUAACAGUUCUGAAAAGCAUAAUCAACUUUCAGGUGGACAUAAUUCCAUCACCACAACAAGUAGUGAUGGCCGGUGAGACUCCGACCUAUGUGGUUCAGUUUGUGUUGCUGGCAGGGCCUGUGAGGAGGUUCAAGAGAUUAGUGGAGCAUUUAUCAGCGAUUUUGCAAAAUUCUACUCAACAAAGGUGAAAUUUAGCCUUCAAUUUGUUCAGUUUGAGACAAACUACAGCAUAUCCGAACUAUAAAUAGCUAUAGUUAUCCUUACAGAGCCGACCGGCAACAACAAGCGGCACUUAUGGUUCGACCGAGACGUCUAAGUGACUCAAGUGUUGGAAGUGCAUGUUCGGAUAGCGAAAGCAAUGCGAGCAGCAUCAAUAUGAUUGCAAGACAUGCGGUACGUAGCUAGUGUACUAAGUGGGGCAUGUUGAGAAACAUUUCGGGCUCGUUUUCUAUUGAAAUUCAACUUGCCAAACUGUCAUAAUAAUAAUAAACCCUGAAAUAGAUCAUUUCAGGAUAAAACCGAGCAAGUAACCACUGUACCCUCCGACUCUUACGGUCCAUCGCCGUCAAUGCGAUCCGUUGGCAGUAGCACAGGUAAUUCGACAAACUGAUUUCAUGUUCCUCUAACCUGUAUGGUUGUGUAGUGAGUUGACUACUACUGGUACUAUGACUCUUUUCUAUCGCUUAACUUUUAGUUCUUACCAUGAAUUAAUCACUUUACACCCAAAACCGUUAACCCUAAUCCGAAUUCAGGACUUCCAUCGUAGUUGUUCAAAGAAAUGCGAGUGGAAAGGUAAACUCACACAACAAUGCUCUAUCCGCUAUUAUAUUUUUCUCAUCAUUAGUUCAACUUUUUUUCCAAUACCCCCCCGUGGUUUCUUUUGCACGCUUUUUCUUCUAAAAACCGUUGAUUUCCGGCACCGUUUCUCCACCAAUCCUUUAUUAUUAUUAUUAUUGUAGAGAGUUUUGUUAGUGAGUGCAAAAAUGUUUUGCUAAAAGAAAAAAGUAAACGAACGUCAUAACUAAUAAUUGCUUCUUUUCUUCCUGAUUUGCGCUUCAAUUGGUACAUGUUUUGGUCAAAGGUGAACGCGUGAAAACUGUACUAAUCGCAAAAAAAAAACAAGUUUGUUCGUACGAUAGGCACGAUAGAAUUUUUGUGAUAUGAGAUUGGAUUGAAUCUUCUUCUAACACAUUUGUUUAAAAAACGUUUUUAAACCAGCUGUUAGCUUCAACAUUGUUCCCAUGCCGUCCACCCAAGUUCUAACUCUUCAGCUAACUCCUACAAGUCGCCAACACCUCACCGCCGUAACACCACAGCCGUCACCGCUAUUUCCGCCUCCACAACCUCUCGAUAUGCUCCGAGUACUUCCACUAACAGCUAUUCCAACGCUCACGACUAUUCUUAUCAUCCGGAGUACUCGCAGAGAAAUAAUGGGUAAAUUGUUUGUCUAGUCUUUUUGAGUAUACCUUCAGAGUGAUCGGCCAAAAAAAUUAUUUUGGGCCGGACGGGGCAGAAUAGAAAUGUUUACCGUCCCGGCUCGGCGUAAAAAUUUCGUUGAUACCACUGGUAUUGAUUAAUAAUCUUAAAAAUCGAUAGAAACUCCAAAAUGUUUUUGUUUUAUGAAAAACGUUUCAAUUUUCAGCACAUCUGCUCCGAAGAACCAAUACUCGCCCGGAUCGCAGCGUAGUUUUGCUUUUUCCAUGUUCAACAAAGCCGAUAAGGUCUAG
Caenorhabditis sp. 36 PRJEB53466 is the source of this 3594-nucleotide messenger RNA. The record is from the annotation of a GenBank genome assembly. Lineage: Eukaryota; Metazoa; Nematoda; Chromadorea; Rhabditida; Rhabditidae.